This is a messenger RNA of Quercus robur (English oak), 1687 nucleotides long. Its product is annotated as protein PLASTID TRANSCRIPTIONALLY ACTIVE 14. Gene Ontology annotation, cellular component: plastid-encoded plastid RNA polymerase complex; chloroplast thylakoid. NCBI's taxonomy places the organism in Eukaryota, Viridiplantae, Streptophyta, Magnoliopsida, Fagales, Fagaceae. The record is from RefSeq and is a predicted model, not a curated record. The coding region runs from base 103 to 1560 and encodes 485 amino acids. Gene Ontology annotation, biological process: peptidyl-lysine monomethylation; chloroplast organization; thylakoid membrane organization. The transcript is spliced from 13 exons. Gene Ontology annotation, molecular function: protein binding; protein-lysine N-methyltransferase activity.
AGUGAAGUGGAUAAUGUUUCUCGGAAAUUCAUACUGGGUACUUGCGUUACAGCAUAUCACAAAACACGCUGAACCGGAGUAUCUGAAAUUUCAACUUCUUCAAUGGCUUCCACUCUCCCUCUUCACCAUCCCACCCACUGGUUCCUCUCCACUCCUAAGUUGAAGAGUUUCCACCAUGGAUGGUCACCACCGCGACCCAGUUGCUCUUUUCUUGCUGACACCCAAAAUCAGAUUAGACCCAUUAAAGCAACCACUGAGAUUUCUCAAUAUCCCAUAUUCCAACCUCCCCAAGUUGAAGAAGAAUCGUCCUCUGAGUUGGAGUCAGCAGACCCUGAUUUUUAUAAGAUAGGGUAUGUAAGGAGCAUGAGAGCUUAUGGAGUUGACUUUAAAGAAGGGCCAGAUGGAUUUGGAGUGUAUGCAUCCAAAGAUGUUGAACCACUUCGCCGAGCCAGGGUAAUUAUGGAAAUUCCACUAGAAUUGAUGCUAACCAUAAGCCAAAAGCUCCCAUGGAUGUUUUUCCCAGAUAUUAUCCCAAUGGGUCAUCCUAUAUUUGAUAUUAUCAACUCGACCAAUCCAGAGACAGAUUGGGACCUGAGGUUAGCAUGUCUUCUUUUAUAUGCAUUUGAUCGGGGGGAUAACUUUUGGCAGUUGUAUGGUGACUUUUUACCUAGUGCAGAGGAGUGCACUAGCUUGCUUUUAGCUACAGAGGAGGAACUUUUGGAGCUUCAAGAUCCUGAGCUUGCUUUAACUAUAAGAGAACAGCAGCACCGAGCUUUAGAAUUUUGGGAAAAGAACUGGCACUCAGGUGUACCCCUUAAAAUAAAGCGCCUUGCGCGCGAUCCUGAGAGAUUUAUUUGGGCAGUGGGUAUAGUACAAUCACGAUGCUUUAACAUGCAACUAAGGAUUGGCUCACUAGUUCAAGAUACAAGUAUGCUAAUCCCUUACGCCGACAUGCUAAACCAUUCCUUUCAGCCAAAUUGUUUUUUACAUUGGCGUUUUAAGGAUCGUAUGCUUGAGGUGAUGAUAAAUGCUGGACAACGGAUUAAAAAAGGAGAUGAGAUGACCAUCAAUUACUUUAGUGGUCUGAAGAAUGACAUGCUCAUGCAGAGAUAUGGAUUUUCUUCACCUGUGAAUCCUUGGGAUGUGAUCCAGUUUUCGGGCAAUGCACGUAUUCAUUUGGAUUCAUUCUUGUCAGUCUUCAAUAUAGCUGGCCUUCCUGAAGAGUAUUAUCAUAACACAGGUCGGCUAUCCAAUGAUGGAGAUACUUUUGUUGAUGGAGCAGUCAUAGCAGCAGCAAGAACGGUUCCCACUUGGUCAGAUGGGGAUGUGCCUCCAAUCCCAAGCCUGGAAAGGAAAGCUGUGAAGGAGUUACAGGAAGAAUGCCAACAAAUGCUUGCAGAAUUUCCUACUAACUCUGAGCAAGACCAGAAACUGCUAGAUUCCAUGCCAGAAGCUAGUAGGGCACUUGACACUGCAAUAAAGUAUAGGUUGCACCGGAAGUUGUUCAUAGAGAAAGUCAUUCUGGCAUUGGAGAUGUAUCAAGAGCAAAUAUUGUUCUAAUUCUUAAGUUUUCAACUUUAAAGAUGUAGGGAAAUUUUGUUUAGCUAUUUAUUCAAAAACUUUAUUAGUUGAAGGACUAAUGUUAGUAAACUGGUUCAAAGUGUUUAGAAAUCUGUGUUUGUGCGAA